Molecule: messenger RNA, 2073 nt
Organism: Lodderomyces jiufengensis
Lineage: Eukaryota; Fungi; Ascomycota; Pichiomycetes; Serinales; Debaryomycetaceae
Exons: 1
Coding region: 1-2073 (690 amino acids)
Source: RefSeq, a predicted model, not a curated record
AUGGCUUUCUUGUCAAAAGUUUUUGGUGAUAAACUGCAAUCUAAUUCAUCAUCUCAUCCAAGAUCUCCUGCAUCAUCUCCAAGAUCAUCAUCAAACUUAACUCCAAUGAAUUCAUCUACUUCUACAUCAUCAUCAAUAGCUCCAUCAAAAUCACCUUCUUCAACAAAUAAUUAUAAAUCAUUAACCUCAUCUAGCCCCACAAAUUAUUCUGUUUCAAUAACUUUAGAAUCUCCUCCUAUUAUACUAUAUGGAAGUCCUACUGAGUCAACUGGAUCAAUAAUAUCUGGUUUAUUGAGAUUAAUUACUAUCACAAACAUUGAAUUAGAGAGUGUAACAUUAUCCUUAAUACAAACUAUGAAAUAUACAAAACCAUUUAUUUUAUCAAAUUCAUCAUCGAAUUGUAAAGAUUGUACAAUAAGGAAAGAAGUAUUAGCAAGAUGGGAUGUUUUAACUUCUAAAUCAAAUUUCACACCAGGUAAUCAUGCAUAUCCAUUUUCACAUCUUUUACCGGGAUCAUUACCACCAACAUCAAAAUUAGGUUCAUCAAAUUCAAAUUCUUAUAUAAAAUAUGAUCUUAUAGCAGAAAUUAUUGCACUUGAUUCAUCACAAAGUAAAAAAUUGACUUUACCAAUAAAUGUGAGUCGACUGAUAUUAAGAGGACCAGAUCGUAAUUCCUUGAGAAUUUUCCCACCCACUGAUGUAACAGCUAGUGCUGUAUUACCUAAUGUCAUAUACCCAAAAUCUACUUUCCCAAUAGAGUUAAAAUUAGAUAAUAUGGUAAGUAAUAAUCAACAAAGGAGAUGGAGAAUGAGGAAAUUGGGUUGGAGAAUAGAAGAAGAUAUAAAAGUAAGAGCUCAUGUAUGUGAGAAACAUCAACUGAAAUUGGAAUCAUUAAAAAAACAACAUCAAAAACAACCACAAAAAAGAGAGAAAACGUCCGGUAUGCAUCAUAGUACUAUUCAUACUCACACUUCAUUAAUUUCUAAUCCAAGUAUACAAAAUUCAAAUGAUAUACCAAAUAUAGACAAUGAACAACCAGCAGAUCAAAUAGUAGAUGAUGGGAGUCACGAUAUAGAAGAAACAAUAAGGUCUGGACCUUCAAAUGCACAUCAAAAUUUCUUAGAAGAUUUUGGAGAUUCAAAUAUUAGAACUACCGAAGAAGCAGCUGUUAGUCCAAGUACGAAUAAUACAGUCAAUACAUUAACCCCUCAAAAUUCAACAUCAACUCAAAAUCAAUUAGAAAAUGAGAAACAUAUUUAUUUUGAAGAAACAAGAACAAUAAGUUAUGGAGAAAUAAAAUCAGGUUGGAAAUCAGAUUUUACAGGUAAAGGUAGAAUUGAAUUAGUUGGAAAUAUAAGUGCAAAUAAAUUUUCAACAGGUUCAAAUAAUCAUAUAACAAAAGUAAGUACUGAUGAUAAUUAUAAAAUUGAUAAUGAUUUUUCAAAUGGUGCUAAUGUAUCUUGUGAUAUUGAUGAUCCAAAUUUAGGUAUAUUUGUAAAUCAUACCUUAAUUGUUGAGGUUGUUGUUGCAGAAGAAUUAGUUCAUAAUGUUGAAAAUAAAAAUUUAAAUGGGUUGAGACCAGUCAUAUCAAAUAGUAGAGGUGCAACUAUAUCAUCAAGAAGAAGAUCUUCAUCAUCAUCUGGUUCUCAUCAUGGUAAUUCAUCACCAACUUUAACUCCUCAUACAUCAAACCCCAUACAAUCUUCAAGUUCUAAUCAACAACCUCAAAAUAUACCAAUGGGAGUUCCAACUGGUGCAGCAAGAGUUUUAAGAAUGCAAUUUAAAUUACCAGUAACUGAAAGAUCAGGAUUGGGUAUAGCAUGGGAUGAUGAAGUACCACCAACUUAUGAAGAUGUACGAACAUUAAGUCCACCAAAUUAUAAUGAUCCUGCAACAAUAUUAAAUAAUUUAGUAACUCCACCAACAACACAAGCUACAAUUCAUGAAACAACACCAAAUAUUUUAUAUGGUAGAGGUGAUACCCCAUUAGUUGGUAGUUUUGCAUUACAAGCACAAAUUAGUCAUUCAAGUAUAGAUGGAGUUGUUGAUAAUAUUCAAGAACUAUCUAUAUAA